CUGCAUGCCUGAGAGGAGUUGGUAAAUUGACACGGACUAGCUGCAUAGACUUUGCCUCUUUGAGGAGACCUUUUUGUAAAGUGUGAAGGUGUUGAGAAUCCUGGGUUCGUUAUUAAGUCAACGGAAUAUCCCUGCAGGAGUAGACGUCUGAUUACUGCGCUCUGAGAUCUAGGCUGUGAAGAAAACAAACCGCCAACAUGUCUGAAAAGAAGAUGACUUCGAGCCGCAGGCAUCACCUAAAGAGUGUGAUGCUCUCUAUUGCGGCCAGCUGGAUUGAGCAGGAGAAGAAAGACAUUGUAGCAACUAAAGCAGCCUACAUAGCUGAACACUGCCCCCCACCGAGCAUGGGCGGAGACCAGAACACCCUCAUGGAAACCUGCAAAAAGCUGCACGCCCUCAUUGACAAAAUUGAUGAGGAGAGGUAUGACCUGCUGGCCAAAGUGGGAAAGGCAGAUAAAGAGAUUGACGACCUGAAAAUCAAAGUGGUCGACUUGGCCGGUGUGAAGAAACCCGCUCUGAGGAAAGUGCGUAUGUCCGCCGACGCCAUGCUCAAAGCUCUGCUGGGCUCCAAACACACAGUAAACCUGGACCUGAGGGCCAACCUGAAGCAGGUCAAGAAGGAGGUGAAGGAGGAGCCUGGCGAGGCGGUCGGUGACUGGCGUAAGAACAUUGAGGACAAGGCCGACAGGAAGAAGAUGUUCGAGACCGCUUAAGGGAAAUAACCUUGCUCUAGAACUUACUCUGGGCUUUUAGAACUUUUUAUGGAAUUUAUGAAAAUGUUCAUGGAUUUAAAAAAAUCUUUUGUUUCAUUCAAUCUGUAAGUUUCAGCUCUGUCUCUGUACAUUUGUAAAGUAAAGUCGCAGUGACAGGAA
Messenger RNA from Cynoglossus semilaevis (tongue sole), 872 nucleotides. RefSeq names its product troponin I, fast skeletal muscle-like. Bases 198 to 713 code for a protein of 171 amino acids. Gene Ontology annotation, biological process: cardiac muscle contraction; skeletal muscle contraction. Gene Ontology annotation, cellular component: troponin complex. The record is from RefSeq and is a predicted model, not a curated record. Lineage: Eukaryota; Metazoa; Chordata; Actinopteri; Pleuronectiformes; Cynoglossidae. The transcript has 7 exons.